Molecule: messenger RNA, 837 nt
Organism: Spinacia oleracea (spinach)
Lineage: Eukaryota; Viridiplantae; Streptophyta; Magnoliopsida; Caryophyllales; Amaranthaceae
Exons: 2
Coding region: 1-837 (278 amino acids)
Source: RefSeq, a predicted model, not a curated record
AUGCCAAAAAAGGUCAUGAAAGAAAUUCAAAGAAUUUGCAGGAAUUUCUUAUGGUCUUGGUCUGAUGCAGAGUCAAAGAAAGCCUCAGUUGCUUGGGAGUCUAUGUGUCUUCCUAAGAAUUGUGGUGGAUUGAAUCUUAAAGAUCUAACUGUGUGGAAUAAAUCAGCCGUAAUCAAGCAUUGUUGGGCUCUUGCCAUGAAACAGGAUAGGCUGUGGAUUAAAUGGAUACAUGUGUAUUAUGUUAAGAACAAGGAUUUUUGGUCCAUGGAUAUUCCUGAAGGGUUGACAUGGUCUUUAAGGAAAGUUUGGGCUAGUAGGGAAAUUCUGACUGAUGUUGGUGGUCCUGAUCAGUUUGUGCAUGUGGGAAAAUCCAGUAUUCAUAAGAUGUACAAGCAUCUAAGGCAACAAGGUAGUUCUGUGAUCUGGAAAAGGAUAAUAUGCAACAGCAAGGCAAGUCCAAAGGCUACCUUUGUAGCCUGGUUAGCUCUUCAGAACAGGUUAGCCACAAAAGAUAGGCUGGUGAAAUGGAAUUUACAAAUUGAGAAGUGUUGUUACUCUAAAGCAGUCUGGAAUGGAGUCUUGGCAAGAAUUGGUGAAGCUUAUUCAGGGAGCAAUUGGCAGGAUGUUUGUCACUGGGCAGCAAAGAAGAGUAGGAGUAAAAGAUCAAGAGCUAAAGUUUGUAGUUGUGCCUUCACUGAGACUGUCUAUGCAAUCUGGUUACAGAGGAAUGCUAAGAUUUUUAGGAACACUCUUGAUCAGAGUGAAGUUGUAAUUAGUAGAAUGUUGUUUCAUAUUGCUUGUAGGAGUGAUGACAGAAUGAAGGUUUUCAUUCAGUAG